Molecule: messenger RNA, 924 nt
Organism: Pocillopora damicornis (cauliflower coral)
Lineage: Eukaryota; Metazoa; Cnidaria; Anthozoa; Scleractinia; Pocilloporidae
Biological process (GO): cell adhesion; glial cell differentiation; positive regulation of neuroblast proliferation
Cellular component (GO): synapse; perineuronal net
Molecular function (GO): hyaluronic acid binding
Source: RefSeq, a predicted model, not a curated record
CAGAAACUUUAUCUAGUGAUGUCAUGCAUCGACACAAAGGUGGAAAGUCUGAUUACAACGAGGAAAUUCGGCUCUCUUAAGACGGGUAUUAUCGUAUUUAGCUAGAAAAAACUUCUCAAAGUCCAGAUGCAUUUUUGGUAUCACAUCGCUGUUUUGCCCAAUUUUCUUCUCGGAAUAUUCCCAUUCCUGAGUCUUGGUCAGCAUUCAGUUAGGCAAGGCAGACAAUUUUACAAACUGGCGGACAGUUAUCUGGUGGGAAACACAACAUGGACAAGACACGUAAAGGACUAUUUUGACUGUUCCUUCCUCUGUCUGGAGCACGAACUAUUCGCUUGCUUGUCGUUCAAUAUGGCUCGGAAUAGUGACAACGGCUAUUAUACCUGCGAAUUAAGCAGUUCAGAGAGAUCUCUUGAGCCGCAAAGAAUAGAAGAAAGGCUCGGCUAUGAUUAUUAUGGCACAACUACUGAAUCUCUUUUCAGGAUAUCUCCAUGUUCUAGUAAUCCGUGUAGUAAUGGAGGGACGUGCUCUCAAGGCAAGCGGUCUGGUGAAUUUUCCUGCCAGUGCCUUCCACAAGUGACCGUGCUUCCGUUUAUUGACAACAAUUGUAAUAUUGACACGAAGAAGAUGGUUCGCUACAAAUCUGUGGAAGGAGUGUUUCAUACUAAAACAGGCAGGUAUAUGCUAAGCUAUGAAAAUGCCAAACGUUUAUGUGCACUUCAAGGAGCACAAUUGGCCACAUACAGCCAACUACACAAGGCCUGGAAAGCUGGUGCUAAUCACUGCGCGUAUGGAUGGUUAAUUGAUGCCACCGCGCGCUACCCAAUGCAGACGAAAAAGGGAGAUUGUGGAAAUAAAGUUGGCGUCAUUGGCUCUUCUUCACCAAUAUCCAAAACCAGCACCUACAACGCUUGGUGUUUUAAAUAA